AUUCAUUGCAAGAAUAACCCGUUUUGUUUUAAGCAGAUAUUUCGUCAUCUUCUAAACUUUACAUGUACUUGAAAGAAAAAACAAUGGUGUAGGUUUGUAGAUGACUGCAAGGCCUAUAAACAAAGAUUGAACAGACAGCCGUUGCUGGAGAGACCUUCCAACAGACCCAUCGGGUUUUUCGAAAAGAUGCAGCCUCCUCCACCACCUCCACCAUUAUUUCUGACCCACAAGAACUCUCAUGGGUUGAGGAAAAACGUGCUACCGCCAAGACAGAGUUUGGACGACGUUCCGAUAGCAGAAGACAGAAUUAUGAACGAGGGGCCUAGAAAACCGAUCUUGGGGCAAGAUCCUUUCGGGUUUUACAAAGGGCCACCUCAAGUGAGGAUCGCGAACAGAAGAAAUGGGGAUGAUGACGUGGAGGUGGAAACUCUGCAGAUGAUCCAGUCGAAAAAAGUUGAGAAGCUGGAAGAUGGCGGAUUGGUGACGGAGGUAGUACAAGUUUGCGCUGGUCAGCCCCUAGCCUCCAAAGCACCGAUACAUUAUGACACCGUGUGUUUCUUUCUUGGUGAAGACGAAAGGAAGAUUAUUCAACUCUGCAGCCUGUUUCAACCACUCAAGAUCUACUACUAUCCCCAGACAAUCGGUUACGACGUACCUGAAUGGAGUGGAUGGUAGAACCUUUGGCUUCAACCAACUUCGUGGGACAUUAGACUACUGCCUAGUCUUUACAGGAUAGUAUAGGUACAUAAAUCAAUUUCUACAUUUUUCAUGUUUUACCUUCAAGUUUUUCAUUUACAUCAUAAUGGGGAAUGUUCCC
Molecule: messenger RNA, 817 nt
Organism: Leptinotarsa decemlineata (Colorado potato beetle)
Lineage: Eukaryota; Metazoa; Arthropoda; Insecta; Coleoptera; Chrysomelidae
Source: RefSeq, a predicted model, not a curated record